Messenger RNA from Durotheca rogersii, 1334 nucleotides. RefSeq names its product putative GPI anchored dioxygenase. Bases 203 to 1315 code for a protein of 370 amino acids. Gene Ontology annotation, molecular function: oxidoreductase activity, acting on single donors with incorporation of molecular oxygen, incorporation of two atoms of oxygen; ferric iron binding. The transcript is spliced from 3 exons. Lineage: Eukaryota; Fungi; Ascomycota; Sordariomycetes; Xylariales; Xylariaceae. The record is from RefSeq and is a predicted model, not a curated record.
AGGCAGGCCUACGGAACUUGGCGUCGAUGGUUGAAAAAAAAAGAGGAAGAAAGUUUCGAGCCGCUGAGGAGGAGGGCCGGUGGCUAAAAAGGAGGCUCGCCCCCGAGUGACGAGAGGAAAAGGGAGGAAAAUCCAACCGGCCAUCCUCCAGCACCGUCUACCACACCGCAGACAGAAAGAAAGGCCCUGACCUGUCCCGAGAAUGGUGUCCGCGUCUUCGAUCGCGGCCACGUUGGCAGUGGCUCUGUCGCUGGCUCCCUUGGCCUCCGGACACCCGGGCGAGAAGAUCGGGAAGCGCGAGGCCCUCGAGCAGAUGGGCAACGCUCACGUCGUCGCCUCGAUGAACGCGAGAGCCCUGGAAGCGUGCCAGAACUCGCCCGCGGUGAGGGCCCGCAAGGAGCGUGCUAUGGCUCGACGAGCGGAAACCUUCGCCCGGCUCCGGAAGCAGAGGGGCGCCGAGAACGCCCCGUGGCUGCACCGCCGGGACGCGGCGGCGCUGCAGAAGUGGGCGGCGCAGUCGCACAACAAGACGGGCCUGGUGGACUUCACCAAGGACACGCCGAGCCGGGAGAUUUUCGGGUCCAACACGAGCUGCGUGCUGACGCCCGACAACGCCAACGGGCCGUACUUCGUGCUGCAGGAGCCGAUCCGCAGCGACGUGGUCGAGGGCGUGCCCGGGGUGCCGCUGCACAUCGAGCUGCAGUUCGUCGACGUGCAGACGUGCGCGCCGGCGGCGGGCGUGCUGAUCGACACGUGGUCGUGCAACGCGACGGGCCAGUACAGCGGCGUCAGCGCGCGGGGCCAGGGCGGGCUCGCGACGACGUACCUGCGCGGCGUGCAGGCGGCCGACGGCGACGGCGUCGUCGCCUUCGACACCAUCUUCCCGGGCCACUACCAGGGCCGCGCGACGCACCAGCACCUCAUCGCGCACGUCGGCGCCGCGACCCUGCCCAACGGCACGUACGCCGGCGGCGCCGUCGCCCACCUCUCGCAGCUCUUCUUCGACCAGGCCCUGCGCGACGCCGUCGAGGCCACCGCGCCCUACAGCGCCAACCCCAUCCCCCGCACCUCCAACCUCGAGGACUGGUUCACCGGCUACGCCGCCACCGACGCCUACGACCCCUUCCCCAACUACAUCAUGCUCGGCGCCACCUUCGCCGACGGCAUCUUCGCCUGGGCCGAGCUCGGCCUCAACACCUCCGCCAACUGGGACUACUACGCCCCCCACGCCGCGACCUGGAAGGAGGGCGGCGGCUACGACAACCCCAACUUCGACUUCUGGGCCGUGGCCUCGCCGCCGCCGACACACGGCUAAGGCUAACGGGAGAGCGAGG